UAGAGCUAAUCACAGAAUAAACUGGUGAAAAUACAUUCGAAUUUAAACACGGUGAGCAAACUUCAUCGAGCGAGCGAUUAUUUAGAGAGACUUUCACCAUUCAUGAUCUAUACAGCAUACUUUGUAUGUGUACUUUUUCACACAAUACACACCAAACGUUUUACACAACACACUUUAAUUUGAAAAAUUGAACUUUUCAAACGAGGCACAUCCCGCCACCAAGUUUGGAAAAUGUUCCAGCCUGAAGAAACAGUGCAUGUGCCUGCCACUGAUACACCUGACUCUGUACAUGUCCCUGUCAACAUCUACGCCGAUUACUACCCAGUGUACUACCAUGUCCUGCCACCCGACUUCUACCCCAAACUCCCAAGGGUGAAGAUUGCUGUAAAAGAAUGCUUCUUCCCAUCUCCCCAGCCUCCUCAGAACCACCAGCCAAUUCUGCCCAGAAGGAAGAGCAUACUGGUACACAAUGAUGGAGGACGAGGCAUUACGGUCAGCAAGCUUCUGGGAGAAAGAGCCAUGUAUCCACCCAAGACCUGGUCUUUGCCCAAACAUGUAUCUCCACCCAAACCUGUGUCUUUGCCCAAACCUGUGUUUCCACCCAAACCUGUAUCUUUGCCUAAACCUGUGUUUCCGCCCAAACCUGUUUCCAAACAAACCUGUAUCUCUGCCCAAAUAUGUGUCUCCACCCAAACCUGUAUCUCUGCCCAAACCUGUGUUUCCACCCAAACCUGUGUCUCUGCCCAAACCUGCGUUUCCACUCAAACCUGUGUCUUCCUCUGAACCUGUGUCUCCCCAAAAGCCUGUUCUUCCACCUGAGACCAUGUCUCAACCGGAGCAUGUGUCUCCACCCGAGACUUUGUCGCAACCCAACCCAGAUGGCUACACCCACUAAUGUGGCCCUGUUUGUUUAUGGAGCCUUAAACCUAGUUCCUUAAACAUUAUAUGCCUAAGAGAAACUUGAAGCAUAAAAAAAGGGAGAAGAUCUUGCGUGAUGAGGUCACAUGGCCGAGAAGCUAGAGAUCUGAUUCGAAUAAUGAAGCUGCUGAGAUUUGAGGAUGUUCAAACAAUCGAUAAAACACAAAGGGCAUCCAUCGUUGUUUAUUUCUUACUAACAUCCAGCCAAAAUCCACAUGAACCUCUUUAUUACUUUAUAAUAAAUUAUAAAAAAAAUACUGUAAUAAAACAGAAACAAAUACUCGUCUGCAAAGUCAGAAACAUGUCGAUGCCUACUCAAAAACAGAAAAUCUCAGUCCUUAAUGAACAUCAAAGCUCAUAGCUACAGUCUGAAAGGGUCUGAGUUCACAAGUAACUGGGUUUAUUCACCUCUGAGUUAACACACAAUCUUAUAAUAAUAAACCUUAUAUGAAUUUUCA
Messenger RNA from Tachysurus fulvidraco (yellow catfish), 1376 nucleotides. Its product is annotated as anti-sigma-I factor RsgI2-like. NCBI's taxonomy places the organism in Eukaryota, Metazoa, Chordata, Actinopteri, Siluriformes, Bagridae. The coding region runs from base 232 to 783 and encodes 183 amino acids. The record is from RefSeq and is a predicted model, not a curated record. The transcript has 3 exons.